UAAUAAUGGCGAUGCUGCAUCGUGCACUCUUCACCUGGUUCCUCCUCCUGGUGUUCCUCAUUCUGCUGGCUCUCAGACUGGAUCAGAGAACAAAGUGGAAUUGGUUCAUUGUAUUUAUUCCAAUGUGGUUUUAUGAUGCGAUUUUGCUAAUAUACAUAAGCAUUCACAUGAUAAAUGAGUGCAGGACAGCAGUUGCCAGGGCUGGAGGAUCUCACCAUCGCACGGCCCGUCAGCGCAUCUCUGCAUUUCUCCAGAGAGUAUGGCCACUGUCGGUUGUAAUUCUUAAAAUGGCAUUUAUGGUUGCACUCUGCCUCAAGUUAGAGAAUCCUAAUACAUAUAUUUCUUCAUACCAUGUUCUUUUACCUUUAUGGACUCUGCUAAUGGGACUUUGUGGCAAUGUUCUUCAUUGUCUUGUACUUCAGCAUCAAGACCGAUAUCCAUGAGGUGCCGUCUUUAUCCACGGGAAGCUGUACAAGAGCUUGUGGAGGAUCAGAGACCAUAAUGCACACUGGCCAAGUAUUGUAUAUACAGUAUAUAAUUCAGGUUAUCCUAAGUUUAUUAUAUCUAAUAAAAUUUAGUACUUUAUUUUAUUUUUAAGAUAAUAAAUGGCAUUGUGUUAGUGUGUAUUCAUAUGUAUUUGUAUGUGACACUUCUCUAUUAACAAAAAAUUGUCAAGGUGCUUUACAUAUGUCAAAUUUUUGUUCUAAUUCUUCGUUACAUAAUAAAUUAUUUUGAACUACA
Messenger RNA from Procambarus clarkii (red swamp crayfish), 741 nucleotides. The record is from RefSeq and is a predicted model, not a curated record. NCBI's taxonomy places the organism in Eukaryota, Metazoa, Arthropoda, Malacostraca, Decapoda, Cambaridae.